AUGGAUUUGCAAGUUGAGCAGCACAUUAAAAACUGCCGAGGAUGCAUGUUGGUAGCAGCACCCUCUGCACCAGAACCAAUGAAGCGCAGAGAAUUACCUUCAGGUCCAUGGCAACAUUUGGCUGUUGACUUUCUGGGACCCCUCCCAUCGAGCCACUACCUAUUCGUGGUGGUUGACUACUUCAGUCGCUACUUAGAAAUCGAGAUAAUGACGAAGAUUGAUACCAAAGAAACCAUCAACAGAUUGGAAAUAAUUUUUGCUCGGUUUGGUUUGCCGCUAUCCAUUACAGCUGAUAAUGGUCCUCAGUUUUCAAGUGUGGAGUUUCGAGUGUAUUGUGAAUCAAAUAACAUCAAGUUGAUCAACACCAUUCCUUACUGGCCACAGCAAAAUGGUGAGGUAGAACGCCAGAAUCGUUCUAUUUUGAAAAGAUUGACCAUCAGUCAAGGAAUCAAUUCUAAUUGGAUUGAAGAUCUCAAUAAGUAUUUGCUCAUGUACCGUUCAACUCCUCACUCAACGACGGAAAAGACUCCUUCGGAAAUGUUACUUGGAUAUUAUAUAAGAGACAAGCUUCCAUGUAUUUACCAACCCAAAGAAGUAGAUGAAGAGGUCAUCGAGCGUGACAAAGAAAUGAAAGAAAAAGGAAAGCUAUAUGCAGACAAACGACGCCAUGCCAAAGUGAAUCAUAUGUCGGAAGGUGAUAACGUUUUGGUGAAGAAUAUGAUAAAAUCAAAUAAGCUGACUCCCACUUUUGGUUCCGAAUCGUGCAAAGUUAUCAAAAGGAAAGGCGGAGAUGUAGUCAUUGCUUCAGAAUCGGGAGCAAAAUAUCGUCGACAUAUCACUCAUCUACAGGAUGUUUCUAAAUCACUACAAGUAGCAGAUAAUUCCAAUGAUACAACAAACAGAAAAGUUAAAGAAUCAGUCGAAGAGUCAACUGUGAAUUCUAGAAUAAAACGAGCUGUCCAACAACCAAUCUACAUGCAGGACUAUGUACAAACUGUCGACGGAGAUACAAAUAAAGAUUCACUGAAAUAA
Malaya genurostris is the source of this 1032-nucleotide messenger RNA. RefSeq lists its product as uncharacterized. The coding region runs from base 1 to 1032 and encodes 343 amino acids. The record is from RefSeq and is a predicted model, not a curated record. The transcript has a single exon. Lineage: Eukaryota; Metazoa; Arthropoda; Insecta; Diptera; Culicidae. Gene Ontology annotation, biological process: DNA integration. Gene Ontology annotation, molecular function: nucleic acid binding.